Molecule: messenger RNA, 5327 nt
Organism: Hippocampus zosterae (dwarf seahorse)
Lineage: Eukaryota; Metazoa; Chordata; Actinopteri; Syngnathiformes; Syngnathidae
Gene: rab11fip1a
Product: RAB11 family interacting protein 1 (class I) a
Exons: 6
Coding region: 391-4314 (1307 amino acids)
Biological process (GO): regulated exocytosis
Cellular component (GO): intracellular membrane-bounded organelle
Molecular function (GO): small GTPase binding
Source: RefSeq, a predicted model, not a curated record
UAUCAAUGGCAAUCGGGAACAUCGAGGAAGUAAGCGUUUAACUUUCCGCAACGCACAAUAAGGGAGUUGUCUGUGGUAUUUAAUGAAUGCGUCUUCAAAUAUUUUGUUAUACUGCUCUUUUAUCUUUUAUUUCAUCGUCUGAUGCGCUGCCAGUGGCUUAAAUGUUGCGUUACGAGGAAGAGAGAGACGUACAAACCUGAGCUUCCGAGACCCGAAGCUCAGCUCGGUAAGAGGGAGACGGACAAACGUUGAGCUUUCUGGACCGAAGCUCAGCUUGGUAACUCUAAACCUCCAGUUCUCAAAGGACGUCGAAGGUUAACAACACCAGCGCGAGUCGCUCUUCCUCAACCAUUCGGGAAGCUUUUAGCUACGUUUCGGUUGACUGCGGCGAUGUCUCUGGUCGACCAGAGCCAGCAGUCGUUCCCCACCAGCGUGCAGGUAACGGUGCACCAGGCUCGGCACCUUCGCCCCAAGGGGAAAAAUGGCACGAACGACGCCUAUGCCAUCAUCCAGGUGGCCAAAGACAAGUUUUCCACCGCAGUUGCGGAGAAGAGUAUGGCCCCGAUGUGGAAAGAGGAGGCUUCGUUCGACCUGCCGCUCUUCCACCCGGGCAACGUCGACCGCUGUACACUGCACAUCAUCGUCAUGCACCGAGUCCAGGCCGGGCUCGACAAGUUCCUGGGUCAGGCUGUGGUCAACUUAUUGGAGCUGUACGAAAACAAGGGACGCCAAAAGCCAGAUUGGUUUCAGUUGGUGGACAAGAGUGGAAAAGCGGACAAGCUGCGAGGCGACGUCCUGCUUGGCAUCACCUUCAUGAGGAACAACAUGUCAGCGAGCAUGGUGGACCUUUCUAUGCGGGACAAGCCUCGUUCCCGCAUGUCCAAGUUGAAAGACAAAGUCCGUUUGAAGAAAAAAGACAGCUUCUCUGACUCUGGCUCGGCUAUGAGCCAAGUCCUGACAGACAGCGAGGGAGACCGUGAUUCACUCUCCUCCACUCGAACUUCAGGAGAGAAAAAAAAAUCGAAGCUAAAGAACCUCUUUGCACCGAAAUCCAACUUGCAGCGGAACAGCUCACAGUCCAUGUCCACCCUAGGGACUCUUUCUGCAAAGAACUCGUCCCUUAGCGGCAGCCGCUCGUCUGGUAUCAAUGUAGAAACCCCUGAAGUCAAGAAGAAAUUCAAAUUUCUUGGGCACAAGCGGAGUGGUAGCUCAGACAGCAAAGUGUCUUUAGGUCCACUGUCCUUGUUGAGCCGCUCCAAGCACAGCACCAGUGACCUUAACAACCCCAGCAAUAACGGCACCCAUGUUUCUGCUGAAGAAGCAGAGGCUAGGCGCGGCUCUACUCUCAGUCUUAACAGUUCCAGCCAAGGUUCUAUGGAGAAUGUACAUCAACGCACCGACAGUGUCUUGGCAGACAAACAUGCGUCAGUGCCUUUGUUUAGGUCUGAUACUAGAGAUAGGCUUAUGAUAGAACAAAAAAGACAAGAGGAAGAGGAAAGAAGGCAGAAUGAAGCCAUGUGUUUGCAGGAGGAAGAGGAGAAGCAACGGAGAUGGCUGGAAGAAGAAAAUCAGAGAAAGGCAGAUGAAUAUGAGAGGACCAGACGCUUUGCUGAGGAUGAAGUGAGAAGAGAGAAACAGAGGGAGGAAGAGGAAGAAGAACGCCGAAGGCUGGAAGGAAUAGAGAUUGAGGAGCGCCACAAAAUGGAGGAGCUGGCCCCAAAAAGAGAAGAGCAGAAAACUCAUGAGGAGGCGUCCAUGAGCGAAAGGCUCUCGUCUCUGUUUGGAAUCAUAAGAAAAAAGGAGGCGGCGCCGCAGCACCCCGAAGAAGAAGAAGAAGUAAUGACCACACAAGCUCCCCACUAUGACACAAGAGACCAGGAAGUCCUCAAGGCCACUAACUCAUUUGAGAGUAUUUCACUCAGCUCUACAACCCAAUUUAACAGCAAUGAAAGCCCAUCUGAUGAGCAGAAUUCCAGCUUCAACCCACAAAGCUCGUCAGCCAUGCUCUUCCAAAAUCGUGCUUCAAAAGUGUCCACAGUUAAACCAAGAUUGAGUCAUUCUCUGGAAUCUGAAUCCUCUGAGCACCUGAAAUCUGAAUACUCUGAGUUUCAAACCACCAGUGUUCCAGUGGACCAGCAGUGGUCCUCCCCCAUCACCUCUGAAUCUCCCCGUUCUAGUGUACCGUAUGACUUCCCCGAUACUUUCUCCGAUCUUCAUUCAUCCUUGGCUCCCCUGAGAUUCAGGCGAAGUCUGUCUGGUUCCCUACGUAAGCGUCCACCUGGUUCCCCGCCCAGUUCCCCGCCCGGUUCCCCGCCCGGUUCCCCGCCUGGUUCCCUGUCUGGUUCUCUGUAUAAAAGCCUGCCUGGUUCUCAGUAUAAAAGUCCGCCUGGUUCCCCACUUGGUUCUCUGCGCAAAAGUCCGCCUGGUUCUCCACUUGGUUCACCGCCUGGUUCUCUGCGCCAAAGUCCACCUGCUUCCCCGCUUGGUUCGCUGCGCCAAAGUACACCUGGUUCUCCAUUUGGUUCGCUGCGCCAAAGUUUGCCUGGUUCCCCACCUGGUUCUCUGUCUAAAAGUCCGCUUGGUUCAGUGCGCAAAAGUCCGCUGGGUUCCCCGCCUGGUUCCCCGUGUAGAAGUCCGCCAGCUUCCCCAUGUAUAAGUCCGCCGGGUUCCCCGUAUAGAAGUCCGCCUGACUCCCCUUCUUACAGUGUCGAGUCAUCUUCACCCACAAUGGCUGAUAAGACAGGAAGAUCCCCCUUGCCACCCUUGUAUCCCAUAUAUGAGGCCCAGACUAGUGGAACCAAAGAGGCGCAGAUCUCCAGAAACCCAAAUGGAUCUCAGCAGGCGAAAAGACUCUCUCUUCCGCUUCCUGAUUAUGAAACACUAUAUCCUCAAAAGAGGCAUGGGGUACAGGGACACACUCGCUGGGAUCAUAUCAUUGCUGAGGUCAAUCAAAGGCAUAUGGACAGUACACCAGAAUUGAUAGGUCCAGAGAUGAGUGUGGAUGGCCCAGCAGACCCAGGGGAGGCUGAACCUUCAUUUCCAGAAGAGAACAAUUCUGUUGGGUAUUUUCAAACGCAUUACAUGGAAAGCAGACAUCGGUCGUCUAAAACAGUAGCAGCCCCUCCUCCACCACCUAAACAAGUCACUGCAGAAAUUCUAAAUACUGACAAAACUACAAGUGGGAGCCUCCACGAGAUCUCUCUAAAUGGAUCAGAGAAUGCUUUGCAACAGUCCAUUCGACCGGCAUAUCUGACUAGUUCUGUAAGCCAAAUGGAGUGGGAUUCGGUAGCAUCUGAUGACCAGACAAAAGCUCCAGAGAACCUUGACACACAAGUUCCCACUGCUAGACCGAGGCAACGAUCUGUCAAGAAAGAGCCUACAGAGAUGGUGGUACCACCAAAACCAGCCAGAACAUCAGAUGGUCUCUAUACCAGAGUAACCCAGAGGGAACAAAAACCCGAAAGCCUUGGAAUGACGGCGGAUGAUCUUGAUCAAAUAUUCAGCGAGGAGAAAUCAAGGGAUCCCUUCUCAAUUUUGAAUGGCUAUGAGACAAGCAAAAGGCAGGAUGAGGAUGAGGACAGGGAAACCAGUCCAGGCUUCCCCCUCAUAAAUUCAGCUAGACGAACAUCAUCUCUAUCGAGAAGUAACUCUAUGAAGGCUUUUACGUUACAGCGAGGACCUCCGGAUGAAGAGCAAGCCACCAAAAGUAAUCAAGAACACACAACAAGGGAUGGUGUCAUUGAAUCCAUCACACAAAGACAUCCAGCUGAUGGGAAGGCACAAGUUAAUCUUACCGAUGGAGAGGAUCCAUUUGCUCGAGAUUCUUUUCCAGAAUCGUCCCCGUUCCCUGUUUCAGACCCCCUCCCUGUUCUAACGGAGGCACCGUCCUCACAAGCAGAAGUGUUGUCUGCAAGACAGAAACCCAAGAAAGCAUUGAUGCCACCCACUGAGACUCCUCAUCUUGUCAGUUCCCAGUUUAGCAAUGGAGAUGGCCUUGCCCCCACGUUAUCCAGGCCUCAUCCAGUGAAGCCAAUGCACUCGAUUGAAAGUCAGCAUUCCACCACCACUUAUGCACUGAAAGACACACGUGCUCAGAGUGGCACAGCUGGAAAUGUGAAGGUGGCAGGCGUGGCUGGCAGCGGACCAUUCACUCAGCUAACCCAUGAAGAGCUGAUCACGCUUGUGGUGAGGCAACAAGCGGAUCUGUCCAAGAAAGACUGCAAAAUCAACGAGCUUGAAGACUACAUUGACAACCUGCUGGUGCGCGUCAUUGAGGAGAAGCCUGCCAUCCUGCAGGCCAUGAAGCCAGUGUGAAGUAACAGCAAAGGAAAGACGAGCAUCAUGGUCCAGUACAGUUUUUCUUGUGUGUGCGUGUGCUGGUCUUACUUUGUACUAAGACUCAUCCUUAUGGGACUCUCAAGGCUAAUAAUGCACUUUGUGUAGUAAUAUUGAGAUUUCUUCGAGAAUGCUGGAACUGGUGUGUGAUUGAUGAACAAGCGGCUAAAUGUGUGUAUUGAAGUCAAUGAAUGUAUUUGGACACAAAGGUACUGCUGUUGCUUUGAACACUUUUAAAUGUAUUUGAAAUGUUUUGAUUUAUUUACAAUACUUGAGAGGUGGGAUGCGCUUUAUUUUAAUAACGUAAAUGUUUUUUCCAUUGCAGAAUAAUUGUAUAUAUCACUCAAUCAUUCCACAUGUGUAUAUAUAUCAAUUUUAUGCAAAACUUCAACUGAUGAUCACAGUUUUUUUUUCUCCCACCACGGAGGUAUUUAUCCCCUUUAAUCAGCUGCUUUGCUUUCUCCGGAUAUAGUGCACCUUUGGUUAAACUGAGAAAACCAACAUAAAGCAAGUAGCUAAUGUCACUUGCGUUUGCAGUUGUCUGACUCAUAUGAGGUGAUUGUUGGGGCGACAGCGCAGUCAUGUCUGAGAACUUGACAAAAUAGCACGGAAUCAGACUCCUAAUGAUGUGCUCUUCCAGGAAGUCAAUGAUAAUUGAAGACAGUAAAAAGGUCCCUGUGCUUCCAACUCGGCUUAAGUGGAAGCACUUGUAAAUGAGCACGCCAUCUCUGCCUUCCUUUUUACCAUAUUUGUGAAUGCCUUUGCAGAAAUUCUUGCAAUGUAUCUAUUAUGAAUGUAGAGACAUGUCUUCCGAAGCCUCUUGUGUCUUAUUAGCCGAAGAACUCAUUGUUGGCUACCUCUCAUCAUUCUGUGGGCUGAGCACUGAAAAUGUCCCCAGAUGCCUCGUGGAUUGUAGCUCCAGUAAUGAUCCUGUCGACAAAGAGGUAAUGAAAUGUGGUUUUAUUUUAAAUAAAGACACUUCAUCAUCCGAA